GUGAUGUUUUUAGAUGCCCUUCAGACACACUAGUAUUCGAGGAUGAAUCAGAGAAAGGAAGCAAUGCACUUCUUGCGCGAGCAUGGUCACCUGGGUGGAGCAAUGCCAACAAGGCAUUAACUACCUUCAUUAACGGACCACUUAUUGAGUACUCCAUGAACCGUAGAAAGGCUGAUAGUGCUACAACCUCAUUUCUCUCUCCCCAUUUACAUUUUGGGGAAGUGAGUGUGCGGAAAGUUUUCCAUCUUGUACGCAUUAAACAAGUCCUGUGGGCUAAUGAAGGGAACAAAGCUGGUGAAGAGAGUGUCAAUUUGUUCCUCAAGUCUAUUGGACUGAGGGAAUAUUCAAGAUAUAUGAGUUUUAACCACCCUUACAGCCAUGAAAGGCCUCUUCUCGGGCACCUUAAGUUUUUCCCUUGGGUCAUGGAUGAGGGGUAUUUUAAGGCAUGGAGACAAGGCAGAACGGGUUAUCCAUUGGUUGACGCUGGCAUGAGAGAGUUGUGGGCUACUGGUUGGCUACAUGAUCGAAUACGAGUUGUGGUGUCUAGUUUCUUUGUGAAGGUUCUACAGCUUCCUUGGCGAUGGGGGAUGAAGUAUUUCUGGGAUACCUUAUUAGAUGCAGAUCUCGAGAGUGAUGCUCUUGGUUGGCAGUAUAUAUCUGGCACUCUCCCUGACAGUCGUGAGUUUGAUUGUAUAGAUAAUCCACAGUUUGAGGGCUACAAAUUUGACCCAAAUGGAGAAUACGUCCGUCGGUGGCUACCUGAACUUGCUAGACUGCCUACGGAAUGGAUACACCACCCCUGGAAUGCCCCAGAAUCUGUACUCCAAGCUGCUGGAAUCGAGCUUGGAUCCAACUACCCUAGUCCCAUUGUAGAAAUAGAUGCAGCAAAAGCCAGGCUGCAAGAAGCCCUCUCCGAGAUGUGGCAACAGGAAGCAGAUUCAAGAGCUGCAUUCGAGAAUGGAACUGACGAAGGGCUUGGAGACUCCGAGUCAAUGCUCAUUGCAUUCCCAACUGACAUACAAAUGGACUUGGAUCACGAACCGGAAAGGAACAACAACCCUACUACAGUUCGUCGUUAUGAGGAUCAGAUGGUCCCGAGCAUGACUUCUUCUUUGUUGAGGGUUGAAGAGGAAGAAACUUCUUUGGAUCUCCAAAAUCCUGUUGCAGACAGUAGAGCAGAAGUCCCAAGAAAUGUUAAUGUGAAUCAAGAACCAAGGAGAGAAGCAAUAAACCAAGGCAAUGUGCAGAUGGUCCAAAGAAAUGCAACUAUGACACAAGUUAAUGUUUUGACAGGGCUGCAAAAUGCUGAAGAUUCAACAGCAGAAUCAUCGGGUAGUAGUAUUAGGAGGGAAAGGGAUGGAGAUGUAGUUCCUGUAUGGUCUCCUUCAACUUCUAGUUACUCGGAGCAGUUCGUGGGUGAAGAGAAUGGCAUUGGAACUAGUUCAUCAUACUUGCAGAGGCAUCCACAUUCUCAUCAACUAUUGAAUUGGAGACAGCUUUCGCAAACUGGGUGAAAGAUUUCCACAUUGUAAGACAAGUUUGGAGGUGGAUAACAAUGUAAUCUAAUCCUGAGUAGAUUGGCAUUGUGAUCAACACCCUAACUACAUCUUUAUCCAUCCUAAACAGUAAAUUGAAAGUAGAUUGGGAUUGUCGUUAGUGUUUGCUGUAUAUGACAUUUCGAAUUGGUGCAGCCUCAUCUCUAUCCUCUCUUUUUGUAUCAAGUUGUACCAUAUUUGUAGCUCUUCUAUAUAGUAAAAUGUUGUUUUCAUGAGGGGAUUGAUGAAGAGUCACACUAGGGAUAUGUGAUACUCCAAUAAACCCAAGUUUGUGCUUUUUCUUUUUGUUAAGUAGACAAGAAUGUUGUUGCAACCAUGUUCAUAUAAUAUUCUCUUUCUUUUUCACCCUUGCA
Camellia sinensis is the source of this 1909-nucleotide messenger RNA. The record is from RefSeq and is a predicted model, not a curated record. Lineage: Eukaryota; Viridiplantae; Streptophyta; Magnoliopsida; Ericales; Theaceae.